AUGUCGUCUCUUUCCUCGAUGCUAGCGACAUAUCGCAUUUCAUCUCACACCGGCUUCGCACCCGACACACCAUGUCCAUCUAAAUUCAAUUCUUCUCGUUUUGACCCGUGGUUAGCCAUCGCUGCACGACUUCCGGACCUCAUCAAGACAAACGCCAUCCGCAAGGCACUCGAAGAGUUGCCUGUGCUCUCACCAGACGGCUCAUCUCCCGAAAAUAAAGAUAAUGGAGAUGGAUUGGGUGACUAUGACGAGUAUAGACUCGCAUACGUCCUCCUUUCUUUCUUUGCCCAAGCGUAUAUAUGGGGAAACACCUCCAACAACGAUCAACCUUCGAACACACUCCCACCAUCUAUUUCAGUUCCUCUUACGCAGGUUGCAUACGACUUGGGCGUUAUACCGUCAUUUGUGUAUGCUGCCGGAUCGCUGUGGCUCGUCACGGAUGACCCUACAGGUCCCAAUGGGAAGAGAUGCGUCGUAUCCUUUACGGGAACCAGGGACGAGGAACACUUUAACCUCACGACUUAUGCCGUCGAGCAAGCCGGUGGACGUGCGCUGCAUAAUGCUCUAUUGGCUUCCAAAGAAGUCGGUGCACAUACGCCUCACGCUCAGCACCUUCAUAACGUGAAUGGAGCGAAUGGGUCGAGCAAUAAAGCUAGCGCGGGUGAGCAAGCCAAGGACGCAGGAAAGAUUGUCGAAGCGUUGCGAGAGGUCGCCGACGCUCUCAAGCAGUGCAAGGUCAUCUUGAAUUCGAUGAGACAGGGAUGUGAUCCAGAUGUGUUUUAUAAUCAGCUCCGUCCGUACCUCGUCGGGAGCCUGUCUGUAGAGAGAGGUGUGAGAUAUCUCGGCACGGGUGGGGCAGAAGGGGAGGGAAUCGUUCGCCGGUUCCCUGGAGCGAGCGCCGCGCAGUCACCGUUGUUCCAAUCGCUUGACGUUUUACUUGGUGUGAAGCAUUCGUCUGGCGGGCGAGAAGCCUUUGUCAAGGAAAUGCAAAAGGCCAUGCCAGACGACCAUGUCCGGUUCAUACACGACCUAUCAAAUUUACCAUCCAUUUCCGCAUUCGUAUCAACUCAACCAGAAGAUUCAGAGGUGAGGGCGGUGUAUAAUGAAGCCAUCAAAGCGUUGGGCGAGUUCCGAAGCGAGCAUGUGAGGAUUGUGACGUCGUAUGUCCUCCAGCCAUCCAAAAAGGCCGCAAAAUCCGAUCCAAGCAGCCAAGAAGACGCGCCCAAACAAGGUAGUGGUGGCAGCGCCGAUCUGAUGGGACUCUUGAAGGGAAUGCGAGAUGAUACGGGACAAUCAGUGUUGAAGGCUGACUAG
Messenger RNA from Serendipita indica DSM 11827, 1314 nucleotides. The record is from the annotation of a GenBank genome assembly. NCBI's taxonomy places the organism in Eukaryota, Fungi, Basidiomycota, Agaricomycetes, Sebacinales, Serendipitaceae.